Messenger RNA from Chanos chanos (milkfish), 945 nucleotides. Its product is annotated as olfactory receptor 10A6-like. Gene Ontology annotation, biological process: detection of chemical stimulus involved in sensory perception of smell; G protein-coupled receptor signaling pathway. Gene Ontology annotation, cellular component: membrane. The record is from RefSeq and is a predicted model, not a curated record. The transcript has a single exon. The coding region runs from base 1 to 945 and encodes 314 amino acids. Lineage: Eukaryota; Metazoa; Chordata; Actinopteri; Gonorynchiformes; Chanidae. Gene Ontology annotation, molecular function: odorant binding; olfactory receptor activity; G protein-coupled receptor activity.
AUGAAUCUGUCCGAUUCAAAUAUCACCUUAAUUCUCAGUGCAUAUGGAUCUCCAGGACCACUCAGCUAUGGAUUUUUCUUUGUUACACUUGUGCUUUAUCUCACCACAGUAUUUUCAAAUUUAACUUUAAUGCUAGUUAUCUCUCUUGAUUCAAGACUUCAUAAGCCAAUGUACAUAUUUUUGUUCAACCUGGCAAUUAAUGGACUGAUGGGAAGUACUUCUGUCUGUCCCACCAUUCUGCAAUAUCUCCUUGAGGACCUGAGCACAAUCUCUUUUACAGGUUGCUUACUGCAAUCGUUUUUUAUAAAUGUAUAUGGAACUUGUGUGUAUGCAAUAUUAACUGCAAUGGCAUAUGACAGAUAUGUCAGCAUUUGUAAUCCGUUGCAGUAUCACAGUAUCCUGACUCCAACUAAAGUCAGACUUCUUCUUGGUGCAGUGUACAUUUUCCCUGUCUGUUCUUUAAUUGUUCAGGUGUAUCUCACCUCAAGGUUACCGAUAUGUAAGUACACAAUUAAUAAGCUUUUCUGUGUCAGUUUGGCAGUUGUCAAUCUAGCCUGUGUAAAAACUGCUCUAGACAGCAUGUAUGCCUUAGCGUUACUUUUUAUUUUUGGUUUUCUCCCUCUGUUUUUAGUGAUACUGUCAUACAUCAAAAUAUUAACUGUGAGCAUCAAAGCAUCAGAGAGUGCUCAAAUGAAAGCACUCAAAACAUGUGCACCUCAUUUGAUCACUUUUAUAAACUUCUCUUUAGCCACUCUUUCCUCUGUUAUAUACACUAGCUUCAAUGACUAUCUCUCAAAUGAAAUGAGUAUAUUACUUUCAAUUUAUUUUAUUUUGGUACCACCACUUCUGCAUCCACUUAUAUAUGGAAUGAGAACUGAUGAGAUCAAAAGAAGCAUUGUAAACAUUCUGAGAAGAAAAGUCUUUGCUCUAAGCUUUUUGGAGUAG